AUGGAACCAAAAGCGUUCAGUCCCUAUGAGUGCAAAAUUCGACAGGCGCACUUCCAUUAUGGAGUGGUCAGAGCCUCCCCAGAGAAUGACAGCCCACAUUGUAUUUAUUUCUGUGUGUGUGUGUGUGUGUCAGCAAUUCAGGGCUGCGGGUGCACUCUGCUCUUGUGGCUCAGCCUGGGCUCUCUGGGUUACCCCCUGGACUGUAAGGACGACCAGGGCAGCAUCACGCGCUGCACUUCCAUCUCCCAAGACAAGCUCCUGGACCGAGUCAUCCAGCACGCAGAGCUCAUCUACCGCGUGUCCGAGGAGUCCUGCACGCUGUUCGAGGACAUGUUUGUACCUUUUGCGUUGCACUCCCAGCGCAACCGAGGAGGAAACAUGUGCAUGACCAAGUCCUUCGCCAUCCCAGGGUCCAAAAGUGAACUCCAGCAGAUCUCGGACAAAUGGCUUCUUCACUCCGUCCUGAUGUUGAUCCAGUCCUGGAUUGAGCCAAUGAUCUACCUGCAGACGACGCUGGAACGCUAUGACGAUGCUCCUGAUGCUCUCCUCAACAAAACCAAAUGGGUGUCGGACAAGUUGCUGAGCCUGGAGCAGGGGGUCGCGGUCCUCAUCAGGAAGAUGCUGGACGAAGGCGUGUUCACGUCGGCCGAGUUCACGGCGAGCCUGGAGCGCUACGACGUGCAGCUCGACAUGCCCGACUCGGUCCUCAGGGACUACACCCUGCUCACCUGCUUCAAGAAGGAUGCUCACAAGAUGGAGACGUUCCUCAAGCUCCUCAAGUGCAGGCAGACCGACAAGUUCGGCUGCUUCUUGUUCUGA
This is a messenger RNA of Scleropages formosus (Asian bonytongue), 819 nucleotides long. RefSeq names its product somatolactin-like. Gene Ontology annotation, molecular function: growth hormone receptor binding; growth hormone activity. NCBI's taxonomy places the organism in Eukaryota, Metazoa, Chordata, Actinopteri, Osteoglossiformes, Osteoglossidae. Gene Ontology annotation, biological process: response to nutrient levels; positive regulation of growth; positive regulation of tyrosine phosphorylation of STAT protein. Gene Ontology annotation, cellular component: extracellular region. Bases 1 to 819 code for a protein of 272 amino acids. The transcript is spliced from 5 exons. The record is from RefSeq and is a predicted model, not a curated record.